Epinephelus fuscoguttatus (brown-marbled grouper) is the source of this 777-nucleotide messenger RNA. RefSeq lists its product as uncharacterized. The transcript is spliced from 6 exons. The coding region runs from base 19 to 696 and encodes 225 amino acids. NCBI's taxonomy places the organism in Eukaryota, Metazoa, Chordata, Actinopteri, Perciformes, Serranidae. The record is from RefSeq and is a predicted model, not a curated record. Gene Ontology annotation, biological process: response to bacterium.
GCUUCAGUCACACGCACCAUGAUGCUGAACUUCACCUUGAUAACAGCUUUGCUUCUCUGCAGCCUCAGCUGGAUCUCAGUCUCCGUUUCGGAGACUGUGGAGGUCAACUCUGGUGAAAAUGUCACACUGCUGUGCUCCAACAUGUCCAAACGUGACUCUUUGACAUUCUGGUUCAGACUUGUCCAGAAAACCAAGAUCAGCUGUAUCUCUGUUAUGUUCCGAUCUGACAGCAAAGCUCAAUUCUGUGAGGGAAUUCAAGAAAGAAAAUUUGAAAUGAGAUCCAACAUGUCCACUCUCUCUCUCAAAAUCAAACAAGUGAAUUCAUCCGACUCUGGACUGUAUUUCUGUGGAUUUUACGCAAAUGGACGUCCAGCUUUCAGGGUGACACGUUUGAACAUCAAAGGGAACAAUGAGCCACAUGGUGAGAAGGAAAAAAACUGUAAAAAAGAGUCUGAUGGAAUAGCAGAGCUGACGAGUGUGAUCCUGGGUGCUCUGACUGUUGUCCUCGUGAUGGUCAUCAUUGUUCUGGUUGUGAAAAACAGGAAACGUCAGACAGCCAAUGAAGAAGAACAGAAACCAGAGCAAAGUCAGAAUGUGGGCUCUGAUGACGUGAACUACGCAGCAGUGACAUUUCAAACAACAAGAGCAAAAAGAAGAGAGCUGGAGCCAAAUGUUGUUUAUGCUGCCACUAGAUAGACUCAGCAGGCGACUGGAACUGAUGCUGGAUCAUAUUAAUGUGCUGCUUCAGAGCUUUUGUUUGACUUGUAGGUGACAGGA